AUUGGCGCGUAACCUAGCAACACAGGGGCUGCUGAGGCGGUUAACUGUAGGCUGGGAAACUUGCAGCUUGGAGAGCCGGGUUACCGGGGAUUGUAAAAGCCAGGAGAGCCUUGAACUGGCUGCAUCUCAGUGCCAGGGUAUACAGAGGCAAAGCCAGCUGCUCCAGACAUGGCCUUGGACGUCCUCAGCAUGGCCCCUAACUACCAAGGCCUGGCCAUCCAUAGAAUUCCGAUGAAGACAGGCCUAGUCACAGCCGAGCCAAUUAAGGCCUUGGUCCCAUCCAAAUCCAAGCUCAACACCAUUGAGGCCAAGAGGAUCAUGUCAGUCCUGGAUGAGGCCAUACACAAGGUGGAGCUGGUGACCCUGAUGUCCUACAUAGAGUACCACCCAGAGGCUCUGGAUGAAAUGGUACCCGAGGACUUGGUGGCCGCCAUAAAAGAGCACUUGAAUAUCAGCCAGGCCCUGCUGGAGAGUGCCAGCAUCGUACAGGAGAAACAAAAGCAGCUGGAGGAAGAGGACGAGGACAUUGAGGAAAGCUGGGGCCGGGAUCGCUUGCUGUCAAUAGAGAUACACAAGUCCGACCUGUGGCCGAUGACACACCAGUUCCGAGACUCCACCAAGGCUGUCCUAAGGCUCCUGCUUAGUAACCCUCAGAGCGCGAGGCUGCUGCAGAUACAGGCACCAGGCAGAAGCCCAGCGGCCCAGUGUCUUCUGGACUGCCUGGUGGAGCUGCGGGGUUUCCUCUUUGAGAAGCUCCUCACCAGCCCCAUGGAACUGAAGGAGAAGAACCAAUUCAUACAGGACAUCACCCGGAGGAAUGAAAGGAACCAAGAGGUCAUCGAUGGCCUCCAGGCUGAACUGGCAAAGGUGCUGAAGAGUAAGGAGUCAGAGGUGGAAAAGGAGAACUUUGUGAUCCAGGAACUGAAGAAUCACCUGCACCAGGUGUUCAAGUUCUCUGAGAACAGCCUCCUUCGCACGAAGCAGGAGGCCGAGAAGCAGCAAAAGAUGGAUUACCGGGCCUCUCAGGCCAGGCUGGCCAAGAUACAGCAAGAUAUCCUGGCGCUUCGCUCGCAGUUCCACAACCUGGUCAUGGAGAAUCGGGAGGUGGAGCAGGCCCUAAGGAAGAAAAAAUAUAAAGUGGAGACAGAAAUUGAAAAUUGGAUCCAAAAAUAUGACAUGGAGAUGAGUGAGAAGCAGGAGGAAUACGAGGACCUGGAGAGCAUCCACAAGGAGGAAAAGCUGCAACUGGAGGAGCUGAAGGAGAGGCAUGCGGUGCUGGUGGAAGAGUUCUCCCAGAUCCGUGCCGAGAGCGAGAUCAACUCCAAGAAGCGGGUGGAGGCGGAGCGGGAGAUGGUGCGCAUGGUGAAGGCCGCCACGCUCAUCCAGGCCGUGUGGAAGGGCUACUUGGUGCGCUCCAUGCUUAGGUCCAAGAAGAAGAAGCGGGGAAAGGGCAAAGGCAAAGAAAAGGGUAAGGAGAAGGGCAAGGAGAAGAAGGGCAAGGGCAAGGGCAAAGGCAAGAAGAAGAAGUGACUGCAGCCUACCGUAGCCCUGACCUGGCCACGCCCUGCCCAGUCCUGGCGACACCCCACUCCCGCCCCAGCCCUACUGUCCCUGGCUUCAAUGAUGGGUAAAAUUAAAAAAAAACAAAAUACCUUUAAAACCACACACAAGGGCCAUACAGACCCUUCAACAGAUGUGUCGCCGCGGGCUGAGCUUGUAUGUGCUGCUGGACGCAGCAUACUGAGGAGGGUGCAAGCUCUGAGCCCCACCCACCCACAUCUUCACUGGGAAAUGAGGUCCUGUCUCCAGAAGCUAUUGGGAAACAUCGCCACCAGGCUGCCCAGGGUCUGUCACCACAGCUUCUGCCCCCACACUAUGAACCGUCAGGAGGGCAGCAGCCUGUUUUUUGGUGUUCAGAUUGUUGCACAAUUUUUAAAAAAGUAUUGGUUGCCAGAAUUUCACAAAUUGAGAACUAUCCCAUAGAAACUUAACUGCCCUUUCUGAAAGGAGCUCGUCACCCUGAUAGCCCAGUAUUCCAGCCCUGUGCCACCCAUGGUGCACAGCAACCACCCAGCAAGUUAAUUUUCAAAGUAUUCCUAUGUAGCCCAGGCUGGCCUUGAACUUACAGUGAUCCUCCUGCCUCUGAUUUCUAAAUGCUAAAAUUAUAAGUAUGGGCUGCCUCAUCUGGCUGACUCCUUUCUCCACUUAAACAAACAAAAACAACAAAAAAACAAAAGAUGGUGUGGGUGCGUAGUGAUGCAGGCCUCACCUUUAAUCCCACCACUUAGGAGGCAGAUAGGCAGAUCUGAGUUCAAGGCUAGCCUGGCCUAUAAAGAGCUAGUUCCAGUAAAGCCAGAGCUACACCGGAAAACCCUGUCUUGAAAAAAAUGAACAAAAGUCUUUUAUUUAUGUGUUUACCCAUGGAGGCCAAAGUGGGGCACGUAACUUAUUGGAACUGGAGUUACAGGU
Molecule: messenger RNA, 2469 nt
Organism: Meriones unguiculatus (Mongolian gerbil)
Lineage: Eukaryota; Metazoa; Chordata; Mammalia; Rodentia; Muridae
Gene: Drc10
Product: IQ motif containing D
Exons: 5
Coding region: 169-1530 (453 amino acids)
Molecular function (GO): protein binding
Source: RefSeq, a predicted model, not a curated record